Arctia plantaginis is the source of this 387-nucleotide messenger RNA. The record is from the annotation of a GenBank genome assembly. NCBI's taxonomy places the organism in Eukaryota, Metazoa, Arthropoda, Insecta, Lepidoptera, Erebidae.
AUGCUGUCAAAAAGCUUAGAAAUGGUACAGCGGCUUACGUUCAGACGACGUCUGUCGUACAAUACAAAAUCUAACCAAAGGAGAAUAGUAAGGACUCCUGGUGGACGAUUGGUCUAUCAGUAUGUCAAGAAGCCCAAGAAGAUCCCGAGAUGUGGGCAGUGCAAGAGCAAACUCCGUGGUAUUCAGCCCGCAAGACCCGCUGAACGUUCACGUCUCUGCUACCGCAAGAAGACCGUCAAGCGUGUGUACGGUGGUGUCCUCUGCCACAAGUGUGUGAAGCAGCGCAUUGUCAGAGCUUUCCUCAUUGAAGAACAGAAGAUUGUCAAGGUUCUUAAAGCACAACAGGCGAGCGUUAAGGCUGGUGGAGGAAAGAAAGCAGCAAAGUGA